Owenia fusiformis is the source of this 1706-nucleotide messenger RNA. The record is from the annotation of a GenBank genome assembly. NCBI's taxonomy places the organism in Eukaryota, Metazoa, Annelida, Polychaeta, Sabellida, Oweniidae.
UCUCGAGAAAACAUAAUUUAAAGCAUAAGUAGUUUAUUGUGACUGAUUUGUUUACUAACAAAACGAAACGAAAUUGUUGCACGAAUAUGCCACAUAAAAUUACGUUGACAGAAAAUUUGUUUGUUAAGAAAGCCUUGAUGAUAAAGAUGCAGUUCGCCAACAUGGAGCUCAGAAUUUUAACGGUGGUAUUUCUUUUCCAGUUCGCAAAUGCGGAUACAAAGUCUUGCGAUUACCUUAUGGUGAGACGAAGUGAUGCAUCUAAAUCAAUUGGGCGUCCAACAUGUUCAGGCAAGCGAGUCUUUAUAUUCGAAGGUAAAAGUGUUAGAUCGCUCGAUUUUUGUUUGUCCAACGCAUGCGACUCAAAUGCCACUGUCGUAUACUACGAAGCAUGGCAGAAAUGUAUUGCAUUUAAAUGCGAAUCGAAUAAGAAAAAUAAGGACUGGGCAUACAAUUGGGUACAACUACCGGAGAAACGACAUACUGGUCAGACAUAUGCGCUUCCUCAUUCCUAUAUUCCGCAGUGUUACAAUUCCUAUUUUGUAAAGAGGUCGUGGAACAGAUCCAAAGGCUUGAAAAGUAAAUGUAUCCUAAUUGCAUCGUCCACUAUGUCCACAGACGAUCUUAAAAGAUGUAUGGAAAAGGCUUGUGAUGACAAGGCAAAUGCCUUAAACUUUUACAAAGUACAACAUCGUGUUGCAAAAUGUGAAAGUUUGCACUGUAGAUGGAAUGAGAGUUUGGGAGAUAUCAAUUUCGAAAUUGAAAAAAUGAGUGACGAAUAUGUAAAUACUACUGUUAAUACGUACAGACUCUCCCAUAGUACCAGUACUCUAAGAUCUUGUAAAUCUGCAUUCUGGAAUGACUCUAUCCAGAUGUCCGUUCAAGUGCCCCAGUGCUCGACAUGGGGAAUGUUUCCAGAUAAUCUUGUUGAGGACGAUCACAAUCCUCCAUCGCUGUGUCGUUCUGGGUAUAACACAUUUCAACGUCACCCCGACUUUGCAAAGAUUACCGCUUAUGUUUGUAACGUCAAUGCUGAAGGUACAGAUUGGAAAUAUUAUGAUAAUGGUAAAUAUUGCUUCGGAAAGGAGAAACCAACAAGAUGGCUCAACAUACCAUAUCCUGGCAUACCAGUCUUUGACACCGGAAAAUCCACAUUCAGAGUACGAUAUUUGAAGGGACAGUGUAAAAUGUCUAACUGCGACGAUAGUGAACGUGUUAACAUUGUUAGAGACUUGAGACAAUGUAUGAUAUAUGCAUACGAAAAGAACUACAACGUCAUCAAUUACUUUAGCAAUGCGUCCCUUGUUAUUUGUGAUCUGAGGAACUGUAGCAAGCUUAGCAAUGGGGAAUACGAUUUUAAAUUGUCCGAACUUAUGUUGACGACGGGUUACGAUAUUUACGAAUUUUACGAAAUAAAAAAAGAACAUCAUUCAGAUGUGGACACGUCUGUAUCAAAAUUUAAUGAACAGAUGAAAGAAACAAUUGUAAAUAUUGACAGCAAGACUGAUCUAUUAAUAAGGAAAUCGACAUUUAAUGAACAGAUGGAUAAAGUCAUAGACAGAAUAGACAGAAACACUUUUACAAUUAAAGUGCAGGCGAUUGUUCAAACAAUUGUAAUUGGCAUUGUAGUGCUUAUCAGUAUGAUCAAAUACUGUAUUGUGGAUCGGAAGCCCGAUUCUAUGCGGCAGGGAUAUGUGAAUCCAAAUUAA